This is a messenger RNA of Apodemus sylvaticus (European woodmouse), 738 nucleotides long. RefSeq names its product fibroblast growth factor 3 (gene Fgf3). The record is from RefSeq and is a predicted model, not a curated record. The coding region runs from base 1 to 738 and encodes 245 amino acids. Gene Ontology annotation, cellular component: cytoplasm. NCBI's taxonomy places the organism in Eukaryota, Metazoa, Chordata, Mammalia, Rodentia, Muridae. Gene Ontology annotation, biological process: positive regulation of cell population proliferation; regulation of cell migration; animal organ morphogenesis. Gene Ontology annotation, molecular function: growth factor activity; fibroblast growth factor receptor binding. The transcript is spliced from 3 exons.
AUGGGCCUGAUCUGGCUUCUGCUGCUCAGCUUGCUGGAACCCGGCUGGCCAGCUACGGGGCCCGAGACGCGACUGCGACGCGAUGCGGGCGGCCGCGGCGGCGUUUACGAGCACCUCGGCGGGGCGCCCCGGCGCCGCAAGCUCUACUGCGCUACCAAGUACCACCUCCAGCUGCACCCGAGCGGCCGCGUGAACGGCAGCCUAGAGAACAGCGCCUAUAGCAUCCUGGAGAUUACUGCUGUGGAAGUGGGCGUGGUGGCCAUCAAAGGGCUCUUCUCUGGGCGGUACCUGGCCAUGAACAAGAGAGGACGGCUGUAUGCUUCGGAGCACUACAACGCAGAGUGUGAGUUUGUGGAACGGAUCCAUGAACUAGGCUACAACACGUAUGCUUCCCGCCUGUACCGCACAGGGCCCAGCGGGCCAGGCGCUCGACGGCAGCCUGGUGCCCAGAGACCUUGGUACGUGUCCGUGAAUGGCAAGGGUCGGCCACGCAGGGGCUUCAAGACCCGCCGCACACAGAAGUCCUCUCUCUUCCUGCCCCGAGUGCUGGGCCACAAGGACCAUGAGAUGGUGCGGCUGCUGCAGAGUGGUCAGCCGCGAGCCCCAGGAGAGGGCAGCCAGCCCAGGCAGCGGAGGCAGAAGAAGCAGAGCCCAGGUGAUCAUGGCAAGAUGGAGCCUUUGUCUACCAGGGCCACUCCAAGCACCCAGCUGCAUACAAGUGGACUGGCUGUGGCCUGA